AUGGAUUUUGAGGAAGAAUACGAUGCCGAAUUUGACGACAAUCAAGAGGGGCCAUUAGAGACGCCUUUUCCAGCCGCAAGCACCGCUGACAAUGAGAAAGAGCAUAACGCCGGUGAAGAUACAUCUUCACAAAAGAAUAAGAAGCAGAAAAGAGAAACAGUCGUGGAUGAUGGGAGUGAAAACCCAUUCGGUAUUCCCGAAUUUACAAGGAAGGAUAAGACCUUGGAAGAGAUUCUAGAGAUGAUGGACGAUACGCCUCCCAUCAUCCCAGAUGCAGUGGUGGAUUACUAUCUAACGAAAAAUGGGUUUGAUAUGGCAGACGUACGAGUGAAAAGACUUUUAGCAUUGGCUACCCAGAAGUUUGUUAGUGACAUAGCCAAGGACGCGUACGAAUACUCGAGGAUCAGGUCCUCGGUUGCCGUAUCCAAUGCAAACAAUGGUCAGGCAAGAGCUAGACAAUUACUGCAAGGGCAACAGCAGCCGGGAGUACAACAGAUUUCACAACAACAGCACCAACAGAAUGAGAAGACUACAGCCAGCAAAGUUGUUCUGACGGUAAAUGAUCUAAGUAGCGCUGUUGCAGAGUACGGACUCAAUAUCGGUCGUCCUGACUUCUACCGCUAG
Molecule: messenger RNA, 624 nt
Organism: Saccharomyces eubayanus
Lineage: Eukaryota; Fungi; Ascomycota; Saccharomycetes; Saccharomycetales; Saccharomycetaceae
Gene: TAF10
Product: Taf10p
Exons: 1
Coding region: 1-624 (207 amino acids)
Biological process (GO): transcription initiation at RNA polymerase II promoter
Cellular component (GO): transcription factor TFIID complex; nucleus; SAGA complex
Molecular function (GO): RNA polymerase II general transcription initiation factor activity; promoter-specific chromatin binding
Source: RefSeq, a predicted model, not a curated record